Molecule: messenger RNA, 1242 nt
Organism: Colletotrichum fioriniae
Lineage: Eukaryota; Fungi; Ascomycota; Sordariomycetes; Glomerellales; Glomerellaceae
Source: RefSeq, a predicted model, not a curated record
AUGUCGGAACUACCCCUCCAAGUACCAAGCCUGGGUCGCGACACAUUGCCGCGGGCCAUGCCGCGCGACGCGCCUUUCACCGCUCCGGAUGCGGACGCAGCCCCGGCCACGUCGAUCAAGGGAGACAACCGAGCCGAAGCAGUCCCCGACGCCGAGGCCGUCGCCGGUCGCCGGGUUUCCCUCCCCAUUCGGACACGGCAGCCGUCCAGGGAAGCGAAGAAGCAUGUGGAUGGCUCUGUGGGGCCGUUCUUCGAGGUUCUCUCGUCUGACCUCCGCUACCAGAUUUACCAGCUUGCCUUCGGCCGCAAGAUUCUACACCUCUACUUACUGUACCGCCGCAGCCUCCAGCCAGAUGUGAGAUGGCGGAAAGGCCAUCAGCCUGUGCCGGCUUGGUACCCUCAUUCACCGAGCGUGUCGCCUAUGGAUCCGCCUUUUGCCGAUGCGAGUAUGACGCCGCAGUGGUACUGGUGGAGCUGUGUGUGCGGCCCCGAGGACCGGAAGCUCGAGACCAAACUGUCUGAUCAGUGUCCUAGAGGGUUCUACCAGACGUGUGGUCCUAAGGAGACAUAUCUGGGUAUACUCCCGUGGCUACUGACAUGCCGAAGAGCCUACGAAGAGACGAUACAAGUCUUGUACGCGAGCAACACGUUCAAGUUCGAGCAGAGGCUUGAGGCUAUGUACUUUCCGUACGCCAUCGCUACGCCGCAGCUCAAUUGGAUCACAUCCCUAGAAAUACGCAUACCGGACCGUGAUGAGUCCCUUGUCGACAAAUCGUUAGACAAGUCCCCGCGGCCAUCACCUGGAGCACCCACAAUCACUGAGCUUCGCGCACUGAGCCCCCGAGAUCAGUAUCUGAACAUCAUCAAAAGCAUCGCGCCAAAUUUUCCUGCCCUCCGUCGGUUACACAUUUCCUUUGAGGGCUCCGUUCGUAGGGUCCCGGUUCCUCGACCAAAUGUGACAACACUCCUCAUCUCCACUCUCGGUGAGGUGGACACAAACGAGCUGGAGUCUCUCAUCUUGGGUCCCAUCGACGCGAUGCCAACGGAGAUUGAGAAGCAGGUUCUAUUUUAUCAAUCACUCUACACAGCACUUCUUACAGCAGAGAGCCAAAAGAGCGAGGGCGAGGUGAAGGAAGUGGAAUACCUGCGGAGCGACGGACGUCCUGGAUGGACCAAGUUCUGGCGGUCAUUAGAGUCGGCAAAGGGGAGCAAGACGGGAUAUUGGGUUUGCAAGCAUGGCUGA